CAAUUUUGGCGCGACUGUUUAUUACCUUUGUUACCCAUUGUUAUCUUUCGCAGAAUGAUUAGAUAAAGAGUAGUGGCGUUGUAUCCAACUAAGCUUGAACCAAAUGCUAUUAGUUCUACAUAUAUUAUGCACUAUUGUGUUUAGUUCUCUAUACCUCAAAAUAUUUUUCCGACUACCUUUUCAACGAAUACUGCCAUGGAGGUUGCCAUACAGUUAAUACAGUUGAUUGAAAAUCUGUUGAAGGAAUUGAUGAAGACAAAAAAAGUUUUAGUUCCUGUAGCUGGAGCACUGACAGAUGCAGCCACUGUUGGUUUUACAACCUUAGUUGGUAGCUCAAUUGGCGGCCCAGUGGGAGCCGUAGCUGGAGGAGCAGUAGGAGCAGGGAUCCUAGGUGUGUCAAGAGCUCUGGGACAAUGCAAUUACAAACCUCUAAUGACGGCUUUAACAGAGGACUUAACCGAGGAAGAAAGAAACGAUUUGUAUGAGAGAAUCUGGGAAAAACUGAAGGCUUGCGGAAACUGCACUUUAAAUCAGUUAAAGGAUUCAGCUCUAAUGGAUUCAGCUGUAAUGAAGUUGAAGAAAACUGUUGAGGAGAAUCCAGAUUUGAUGAAAAAUAUCGAAAAUGAACUCAAUGAAACUCUUGGCAAAAAGAAAAUGGUGUUAGAUUAAAAACGAGAAAAAAAUGACUGCAGUUGUUAAAUGUCCCCAAUUUAAUGAUCCUAUAAUUUUUUAUAUUGCAAGUUUAAGCAAUAAAUCACAUUAAACGA
Messenger RNA from Daphnia pulex (common water flea), 767 nucleotides. Its product is annotated as protein C19orf12 homolog. The record is from RefSeq and is a predicted model, not a curated record. The coding region runs from base 196 to 669 and encodes 157 amino acids. The transcript has 3 exons. NCBI's taxonomy places the organism in Eukaryota, Metazoa, Arthropoda, Branchiopoda, Diplostraca, Daphniidae.